CAGUUUUCACGCGCUCAAUCAAAAAAAAAAAAAAUUACUCCCUUUCUCUUAAGUUUUCCAUUUUUUUUUCUUUUAUUGAAGCUAAUAAUAUGAGCAGAGUGCUCAUUUCAUGUUACUACCGGUUAUGAAUCCCAACGUGGAGCCACCAAAUCCAGCAUUAGCACCGCCGCCACAACCUCCGCAGCCGCACCGUCCAUCCACUUCCUGUGACCGCCACCCUGAAGAGCAUUUUACUGGCUUUUGCCCCUCAUGCCUCUGCGAACGUCUCGCUGUUCUCGAGCCUUCUUCUUCUUCUUCUUCUUCUCGGAAACCACCCAUCGCCGCCACUACUUCGACCGCCACCGCUGCACUUAGAGCCAUUUUCAAGCCUUCCGGAGUAGGUGGUACGCGAGCCGGGUUUUUCCCCGAGCUCCGAAGGACAAAGUCCUUUUCGGCCUCAAAAAACGAGGCUUUCUCUGGGGUUUUUGAGCCUCAGAGGAAAUCUUGUGACGUUAGGGUUCGGAACACGCUUUGGUCACUCUUUUAUCAAGACGACGAGAGGAACCCACAUAAAAAAGAAGCAGCUGGAAACGGAAGGUCUUCUGAAAUUGUUGAGGUUGAAGCACGAAAUUUAGGUUCUUCUUCAAGUGUUGUUCAAGGUCCUGUUUUUGAAAGCAAAGAGGAAGACAAAACUGAAAGUGAAACUGAUCACGAAGACGAUAUAGAGAUCAUAGAAGAACUACCCAAUGUGGUUGUUUCUACUGCGAAUUUAAUCAAAGAUAAAGUUGACGAAAUUGUGGAAGAAUACGAGAAGGAACUGUGUCAAGAAGAGGAGCUGAAGCCCAUGAAGGACCAUAUAGAUCUUGAUUCGCAAACAAAGAAGGCUUCUGGAAGAGAUUUUAAGGAGAUUGCUGGGAGUUUCUGGUCAGCUGCAUCAGUUUUCAGCAAGAAAUUGCAAAAAUGGAGGCAAAAACAGAAGCUUAAAAAGAGUAGAAAUGGAGGUGGGUCAGCGAGAUUGCCAGUGGAGAAGCCGAUUGGAAGACAAUACAGAGAAACCCAAUCGGAGAUUGCGGAUUAUGGGUUCGGGAGAAGGUCUUGUGACACGGAUCCCAGGUUUUCUCUUGAUGCUGGGAGGAUGUCAUUUGAUGCAGCAAGGAUGUCAUUUGAUGCAGCAAGGAUGUCGUUUGAUGCAGCAAGGAUGUCGAUUGAUGAUCCAAGAUAUUCUUUUGAUGAACCAAGGGCUUCUUGGGAUGGGUAUUUGAUUGGGAGAACGUUUCCGAGAAUGCCCACAAUGGUUUCUGUUGUUGAAGAUGCUCCAGUUCAUCAUGUUACGAGGUCUGAUACUCAAAUCCCUGUGGAGGAUCCGCCGGCUAUGAAUUCUAUCGAUGAGGAUGAAUCUCUUCCUGGAGGGUCAGCUCAGACAAGGGAUUAUUAUUCUGAUUCUUCUUCUAGGAGAAGAAAGAGUUUUGAUAGGUCCAGUUCUAUUAGGAAGACUGCUGCAGCUGUAGUGGCUGAAAUCGAUGAAAUGAAGUCGGUUUCUAAUGCAAAGGUUUCUCCUACAACUGUUGAUUAUUUCCAUGGACCUAAACUCGUUGUGCCGGAUAAGGAUUCCAGGGAUUCAAACUCCAAUUCUUUGAGGGAUGAUUAUUCCGAGACUUUUGAGAUUGGCUUUAGAGACAAUGCGUCUAUGAUUGGGAAUGGGGAACGGAAAGGGUCGACUAAGAAGUCGCGGAGGUGGAGUAUAGCUUGGAACAUUUGGGGCUUCAUUCACAGGAGGAGUGUUAACAAAGAUGAGGAUGAAGAUAGAUAUGGUAGAGCUAAUGGUGUGGAGAGGUCGUAUUCAGAAUCUUGGCCCGAGUUGAGAGGGGAACGGAAUGGAGAUGUGAGAGCGGGUUUUAAUCCGAAGGUUUUAAGGAGCAACAGCAGCGUAAGCUGGAGGAAUUCUAGCAGUUUUGGUGGAUCGUUUGGUGGUGCAAGGAGGAACUGUGUUGAGUCAAAUGGUGGGCAUAGUAAGAAGAAGAGAGAUGAGUGUGUGUUGGAGAAGAAUAGGAGUGCAAGAUAUUCACCAAAUAACAUUGACAAUGGACUGUUAAGGUUCUACUUGACACCGAUGAGGGGCAGCCGGAGAGGUGGAUCAGGCAAAAGCAGGGCAAGCCAUGCACAUUCUAUUGCUAGGAGCGUACUGAGGUUGUACUGAAUUUGAGAUUCAUAAGGUGUUUCUUUGGUUUAAUGUUGUUAAUUUUGCUGCAUUUGUUGUGUAAUCACACAUGCCUAUGUAUUCUUGCUGGUUGGUUGGAUAAAAAAAAAAAGUACCCUAAAAUUGUUGCCUUUCUUGUGAGUGGCAUGCUUCUUCCACUAUUCAAGUAACAAAAUUUUCUGUGUUUCUUGUUUCUAAUCGCAUUUUGUUAAAACGUUUGUAGUCUUUCCUUUCUUCUGUUCUGUUCUACUGUGCUUUUUUACCAGAAAAGGCAUGGACAUACAGAAUAUGCCCAACUAAAAUAGAGAUGUGUUAUUUCUUUGCCUUACGCAUAGUUGGUUGAUAGGUGGUGAAGGCUGCAAAUUUGUAAGAGCAUGUUUUCUAAUGGCAUUUGGCAUGUUGUGUACCGUUGUGGAAGUGGGUGUGGAAUGUGGAUGUGGGCUCAUGCCACCCUUGAAGUUGCUAAUUGUCACGAAUCAAUCCAUGCAGGACAAGAAAUACGGCUCCAUAUCAACUGAUUAAACUAACUUCCAUGCAAGCCUUGCAACAAUGAAUUUCAUGAGAUAGAUUGUGAAGAUUGGCGCGUAGAGCCCCUAAAUAAGAAAUUGCUCGAUCUUGGUCUUAUUAAUCUAUCUUGGGAUCAUUACUGCAAAUUGAUGUGGUUCAACUUCUUUGAUUAACAUUAUGUAGUGGUUUUUUAAAUAAUUUUAGCUUCAAUCAGCUCCCUUUUCACAGUUUGCUUUUGAAUGUUUCUCGGAGUUUAGGGCUUCUGCUAGUGCAUACUUAGCAGCUUUAGACCUUCGAUGGCCGGUUUCUUUCAAACCGCAAGGUGGUUCGAAAGCAAGAGGAAGUGCUUCUUUUUUUUUUUUUUUUGAGUUUAG
Messenger RNA from Durio zibethinus, 3057 nucleotides. RefSeq names its product protein OCTOPUS-like. The record is from RefSeq and is a predicted model, not a curated record. Lineage: Eukaryota; Viridiplantae; Streptophyta; Magnoliopsida; Malvales; Malvaceae. Gene Ontology annotation, cellular component: plasma membrane.